GUAGAGAAAAGCUAAAGUAGAUAAAAGGAGCACAGCUUUUUAAUAAUAUAAGGAAAUUAUUAUAAAAAAUAAUUAUCUAUCAUAUUUUAACUUAUUUAUCUUAAAAUAAUACAGAAAUAAAUAUGGAAAGAAAUAUAUUAUUUUCAUUUAAAUAGUCUUGUAAAUAAAAAAACUCAUCUAAUAGCAUCGAAAAUGAAGGUAUUUAAGAAGAAGAAAAUGAUGAAAUCAGUUUUUAAAAGAAUAAAAGGUAAUAUGAAUAGAAAAAUGCAAUAAAAAUAAUUAAAAAAAAUAUUAAAAAGAAGAAAAAUAAAGUACUAAGUAUAUUGGACAUAGUUUGCCCUUAUGUGUAUUUAAAUAUCGAUUAGAUGUACCAUUUAAAUGGAGAUUUGAUUGUCUGCUUAUCAAAAACUGGAGAACUUUAUAAAUAUACUCUAAAAUUGUCUUCAGUUGAAGUGUGUAAAAGAUAUUUUUAAUGUAAAAUGAGCUCAAUGAUAUUCUUGAAAGAUUUCCAUAUUCCAAUAUAAAUUCUUGAAAACUCUUAAGAUGUAGAGAAAUACAACUUUGCGUAGUAGCUUAAACUAUACUAAUUGUAUUCUUAAGAAUGUAUUAAUGAUAUAUAGGAAAUUAGUGAAGCCUAUUAGUAAGAUCGAUAGGGAUUCAUAUAAAUAAAUAAAAAAAGAUCCUUAUAUCGCAAAGAAUUAAUCGAAAAUUACAUAAACACAUAUCUAAAAGAUGAUGAAUUUUUUACUGUUGUUGAAGUAGGUCCAAAUUUCGAUCUGUAAUAAAUUGAAACUUUAAAACUAUUAUUAAGCAAAGGCUUGUUUGCUUUAAUCGGAGUAGAAGAAUAAGAUAUAAGCUAAUAUCUAUUACAUAGAGGCAUGGGAGAUAAUAUAUUUUUUUCUUAAACAGAGAAGUUGUUUGGAAUCAUUUUAUAAAUUAUAUAGUCAAAAAAGUUUAACCAAAUCCACUAUUAGAAAGAAUUCAUCAUAAAUACUUUAGAUGAACUAAAGAUUUGUUGUUAAGCGGAAUACCAAAUUAAUUAAGUAAUUUACCCUGAAGAAUUGAAAUAUUAAAGUGAGGGUAAAUAAUUAAAAGAUUAAGAGUUUAUAGUCUUAGUAAAGUUAGAAAUAUCGUGUAAUCAAAUAGAAUCAAUUCUAAACUAUAGAUAAAAUAAUAAAAAUACCACUGAUAAUUAAUAAGCUAACAUUUAAAGCAUCGAGUAUUAAAUUCUAUCAGAAAUAUUCAUUGAAAAAUACUAUCCUAAGAAAUAUAAAGAUAUAUUUAAACUAAAUGUAUGACUCAUUUUAUUUGAAUAAAAUUGAAUGAGCUUACCAAUAAUUUAUAUUAAUUAGUGUUUAACUAUAUUAAGAAGAAAUGAUUUUUUAUUCCAAUA
Messenger RNA from Tetrahymena thermophila SB210, 1393 nucleotides. RefSeq lists its product as hypothetical. The transcript has a single exon. The record is from RefSeq and is a predicted model, not a curated record. Lineage: Eukaryota; Ciliophora; Oligohymenophorea; Hymenostomatida; Tetrahymenidae.